AUGACAUUCAAGCCAGAGCAGCUGAAUUGGUCGGCAUCUCUACGCAUCGCUCAUCCAUCCCCAUCCGCCUCCAAGGGUUUGCAGGGCGAUAAGAUCCUGCUUCCGCAGUCGGCUCUUGAACAGCUUCUGGCAAGAGCCCCUUCGACCUUCACAUCGUCGACGUCGCACACUUUUACUGCCUUCGAUCCUUUCAACCCCUAUGCCGUAUCCGAUGCCAGACGAGAACGUGCGCAGUAUCGCGAGACUAGCCAGCAAUUACCUCACCCGUUGAUGUUUCAACUGGUGAACCAGAAGAAUGGAAAUUCUGUUUACGCUGGUAUCCGAGAGUUUUCGGCAAACGAAGGCGAGGUCGCCCUCAGCCCCUACCUGAUCGACGCACUUGGAAUACAGCACGAAGACAUACAGCAAGAGCCAAUGUUCGAAGACGAAGUGGUGGGCCUUACGGACGAUGAACCCACCAAGACAGAAGGGCUGAGAAUAAGUGUCAAAGCUAGGCAGCUCCCGAAAGGCACAUACGUUAGGCUACGACCGCUUGAGGCUGGUUACAAUCCUGAUGACUGGAAAUCCCUCCUUGAAAGACAGCUCCGCGCAAACUUUACCACACUCACAAAGGACUCAAUUCUGUCGGUUCAUGGAGUGAAGGGAGAGGAGUUUCGGUUCCUGGUCGACAAGCUCUUGCCGGAAGGAAGUGGAAUCUGUGUUGUGGACACCGAUUUGGAAGUUGAUAUUGAACCCCUAAACGAAGAACAGGCUCGCGAAACCUUGCGUCAUAUCGCUGCCCAGUCACAGCGUGCGCCAGGAACGGAUGCUGGUACUUCAAUCGGUCACACGAUAGACAUUUGGAAACAGGUUGAUGGUCAGGUUCUAGAUGGAGACUAUGCCGAUUACGACUUACCAUCCUGGGACAAAUCUCGCCCGGUCGCCAUCGAGUUGACAAUACAUGGCGACCACGAGGUCGACCUUUUUGUUAGCCCCAAGUCUAACCGUCAACGAGCAUUACCCAGGGAUACAGAGCACGUCUUUGGCGACUUCUCUUCGCCGAAAGAUGGCCUGAAGCGCAUCGUCAUUCAGCCUACCAAUGCUGAGCUUGAGGGGGCAGAAGCUUUACUUGUUUCCGUUCACGGGUUCUGCCUUCCAGGCAAGGAUGCGGUGGGAUCAGUCCCAGCAAAAUACACUCUACGUGCAAAAGCUGUUGACGCACAAGGCUCUGUGACAGCUCCCAUCGACCUGAGCAGCUCAGCACCCAAGUCCACAACGGAAGAACAGUGCAGAAACUGCCAUCAGAUGGUACCCAAGCAAACAAUUGUGCUCCAUGAGAACUUCUGCUUGAGAAACAACAUUGUCUGCUCUCAGUGCAAGAACGUGUUCCAGAAGAAGUCGGCCGAAUGGGAAGCUCACUGGCAUUGCCCCGUGCAUCCAGAGGCCUAUGGCUCAAGCAUGCUGAGCAGGUCGAAACAUGACUACGUCCAGCACACUGCGCAUACAUGCACUGCCUGCGGCCCAUCGUCUCCUUUCACCUUCCCCUCGUUACCAGAGCUGGCCCGCCAUGCCACCACUAACUGCCCCCACAAACUUAUACUCUGUCAGUUUUGCCACCUCGAGGUUCCUCAAGAGGGCGAUCCGCUCGAUCCGUCUUCAGAAGCGGAGACAGUACUGUCGGGUUUGACAGCUCACGAGAGAGCUGAUGGCGGGCGCACAACCGACUGCCAUCUUUGUGGCUCCAUCGUCCGUCUCCGAGACAUGGCUGCCCAUGUGGCUCAUCACGAACUUGACAAGGCCCAGAAGCCAAAGCCAGAGUUGUGCAGGGGUGAGCUUUGUGGUCGCACACUCCACGGCAUUGGACCUCGAGGCCAAGUCAAUGGUGGGACUCAGAUGGGUCAAGGGCCUGGAAACAGUCUGGGGCUUUGCAGUCUGUGCUUUGCGCCACUCUAUGUCAACAUGCACGACCCAGAAGGAAAAUCGUUAUGCCGCCGGAUUGAGAGACGCUACCUCGCCCAGCUCACGGCAGGUUGCGGAAAGAAAUGGUGCCAGAACGAGUGGUGCAAAACAGGCCGGGCAAACCGUGGGCUGGAAGCGCUGGGCACCAGUGUUUCGACUGCGCUACCGUUGGUGAAACCGCUUCUCGAGGCGAUCACUGACCACAGUCAACGCAUGCACUUCUGUGUCGAUGAGGCAUCGCAACGUCGGAAAAAAACGGCCGAGAUUCUUGCUGCUGAGGGCGUAUGGGAUCUCGAAUGGUGCAUAGCUGCCAUGGAGGCAGAGGGUGGGAAUCUAAGCAAGGCACGGGGUUGGCUAGCAGACUGGGCGCCAACAAAGGUUCCUAAAUAA
Messenger RNA from Podospora pseudopauciseta, 2328 nucleotides. RefSeq lists its product as uncharacterized. Lineage: Eukaryota; Fungi; Ascomycota; Sordariomycetes; Sordariales; Podosporaceae. Gene Ontology annotation, molecular function: polyubiquitin modification-dependent protein binding. Bases 1 to 2328 code for a protein of 775 amino acids. The transcript has a single exon. Gene Ontology annotation, cellular component: VCP-NPL4-UFD1 AAA ATPase complex. The record is from RefSeq and is a predicted model, not a curated record.